AUGGCACACUUUGCUUACCUGGUGCUGGUCCUUUUCGGUUCGGGGGCCGCGGAGGGGAGACCAAACUCCGAGCCUUCCGCCCGCCGGCUGCGAGGGCUAAAGGAGGAAGUCUCCAACGAGGGAGUCGAUGCAGGAUGGUCCUCUUGGAACCCGGAUCCUGAGGUCCUGGUGUGGGAUGAGCAAGUAUCGACGAAGGAUGGACUUCAGAGUUACUUCGGCUGGCUGAAGACACCCCUAGUGCACGACAUGGCGAUGUUGCCUUAUGAAGAGGUGCCCUAUGUUUGCUUGCGUGUCCGUGCAAUUCCGGCAACAGAGCAGCCUGCCAAGAACGGUCCCUUGCUGUUCCACUGUGGUGGCCCAGGUUCCGGCAACGAAUGCGCUGCAGAUAGCAGUCGUUCUUUUGACAUUAACGGGGAAGGCAACCAGAGCCGACACAAAGACUUCGACUGGUGGUCCGUGGACCAGCGCGGAGUGGGCACCGAAGGACAUAGCAUGAACAUCACUACACCGCCGUGUCCUUUCAACUACAGCACGGGGGAGCCGAUCCUUCCUUUUCCUCGGAUGCAAUGCAGCUUGACGCUGGGUGCCAACGUGUCCGAGAGCGCUGUUGGUGAGGCCGCGCCGUACGUGGAGUCGAUUCUCCAGUUCGGGGGAUUGCAGGCGACGGCAUCGGGGAAGCACUUCAACGAGACUUUUGUGCGCUGGUAUUACCGGUUGCUCAAACUUGAGCACGGUCUUUGCUACAAUGCCCCGCGAUUUAAGCUCCAGUCACCAAGCGGUCGCGAGUACAACGCUCUGCAAUUUGGUGGUACGAUGGAUCUGGCUCAAGACAUUGACCAGUUUCGGCGUGCCGUGGGGGCACCUCACAUGUCGAUCUACGGGGCAUCCUACGGUAGUGCAGUUGCCGGGGUUUAUGGCACGAUCUUCGCGAAGUACGCGAAGCAUCUGGUCUUGGACGGUGUCUUGGAUCCCUUCCCAGAUGUGGAGGAAAGAGGGGCAUUGUUCAUCAAAGCCAUCACGGCUACAUGGAACGGCAUAACGCGCGCAUGUGACCUGUCUGCAAUGGACAGCAGCGCAGAAGAACCCCGCCCCGCUGCGCCGUUGUCAGAGUCCAAGGCUCUAAGCCUGAUCCAAGAUUCGAGCGAUCCAUCUCGGGCAUCUUUAAUUUUUCAACUCCUGCAACGGGUGUUUUACGGCAAACUUGCAGACAUGUUCGCCAGUGUCUUGUUUGCCUGUGUGGAGAAGCAUUCAGCUGGGCGGGACGUUGGGUGCCCAGAUUGGCUACAGAGCAUCGUGCCGGACGACGACUUUGGCUACUCCGACUGGUUGGACCAGGUGGUCGCCUCAAAUGAGACAUCUUUUGACGAAGACUGGUUCCGUUCGGGUAUCCAUGCACUGGUUCUUGGCACGGACACCGCCGGUAGACUGAAUGAAGAGGCCUUCAUUCGUUGGUGGCGGAUGUCCAUGUUGACACAACCCCUCGCCACGCCGUUCCAGUUGGCUUGGGUCGUGGCCAUCAGCACUUGGCCAGCAACUGCAAGACCAGUGCCGCCCAUGGGGGAUGCCAGCAUCAGGCCCGUGAUUGUAGGGAACUUGCACGAUCCUCGAACUGCAUACACAAGCGCCCAGCUGGCGCGACGUGCCUUUCCACAGAGCCAUCUCAUCACUUGGCAGGGCAUUGGCCAUUGCCUCGUACCGGAGGGUCCGGUGGGCAAGGGGCUUCUGGCCGAAUACGAGAAGGCCAAGCAGGAGCACCACCUCAUGAACUACACUGAAGAAAUGGCCAGAUAUGAUGCAGCUGUGCUGCACUUGUACAGCUACCCGGCAGUGGCAUCCAUCGUAUGA
Molecule: messenger RNA, 1845 nt
Organism: Symbiodinium sp. CCMP2456
Lineage: Eukaryota; Dinophyceae; Suessiales; Symbiodiniaceae
Source: the annotation of a GenBank genome assembly